CACAGCCGGACAACCGCAACCCGGACUACGGAGGAGGAGAGGAAAGAAACUGCAUUUAUUUCCCGAGAAGGCCGAAUUUUACAGUACUCAAAUAAACAAAACGCCAAAGCCUGGCCUGAUGUGAGAUUAUCACUGUAUGACGCUGACUACUGCUGUUUAAUUGGUAUCUUAAGUCAGAGCUCCGAUGUGAGAAUGAGGACAUGCUGAUAAAGCUGUAAGGGUGGUGCCGAGUCCUGGUGCGUCAGGAUGCUGGUGGAGCUGAGCGAGUGGUUCUGGCAAGAGCGGCUGUGGUUUCCGGAGGGUCUGGGCUGGGCUGACCUGGAGGAUCGGGAUGGACGAGUUUACGCAAAGGGCCGUGAUUUAUGGGUGGCACUUCCCAUUGCGCUGGUAUUCCUCAUUAUCCGGCAAAUCUUUGAAAGGACAGUGGCGACACCUCUGGCCUCUCUACUCGGUGUGAAAGAGACGGUUCGGCUCAAAGCUCCUCACAUCCCCUCCCUCGAGUCCUACUACUUUAGAGUGACCAAAAACCCAACACAGUCUUCAGUAGCAAGCCUUUGCAAACAGACGGGUUAUUCAGAAAGACAAGUGCAGCGGUGGUUCAGACGGAGGAGGAACCAGGACCGACCAAGUUUGCUCAAGAAGUUCCGAGAAGCCAGUUGGAGAUUUACCUUUUACCUUCUUGCUUUCAUUGCUGGCCUGGCCUCCCUCAUCGAUAAACCUUGGCUGUAUGACACGAAGGAGAUGUGGCAAGGCUUUCCUGUGCUGACUCUGCUGCCAUCUCAGUAUUGGUACUACAUGAUCGAGCUGGGGUUCUACGGCUCUCUGCUCUUCAGCGUGGCUUCUGACGUCAAACGUAAAGACUUUAAAGAGCAGAUAGUUCAUCACGUAGCGACAAUCCUCCUCAUCAGCUUCUCCUGGUGUGUGAACUACAUCCGUGCUGGAACUCUAAUCAUGCUGGUUCACGACUCCUCCGAUUACUUCCUCGAGUCUGCUAAGAUGUUCAACUAUGCUGGGUGGAGAAACGCCUGUAACUACAUCUUCAUCGUUUUUGCUGCAGUAUUUAUCGUCACACGCCUCAUUUUUUUCCCCAUCUGGAUCAUUUACUGGACCUGGGUUUACCCAGUGACCAUCUACCCGCCUUUCUUCGGCUACUACUUUUUCAACGGCCUGCUUAUGGUUCUGCAGUGUCUCCAUAUCUUCUGGGCCGUUCUCAUCAUCCGCAUAGCAAUCCGCUUCCUGACCAACAACGAAAAAGUGGACGAUGAUCGGAGCGACAAAGACGAAACAGACGAAUCAGAGGAAGAGGAAGAAGAGGCAGGGAAUAAAAAGCACGGAAAGAAAAAUGGGCCCAUGCAGAACGGCCACACAGUCCACAACAACAACCACAGCAAGACAGAGUGAAACGUGUGAGAGCAGGAAAGAAAGGACUCGUGAAAAAAGAACGACAAAGAAGACGAGAUGGCAUUCCCUAAAACUAGGAGAUUCAACACUGUUACUUUAACACAGACAUACACAUGCUCAGUCAAACUUUUAGAGAACACAAGUAUCAAGAUUGACACUACACUAAGUGGCACUGCUUUUGCUUUGUCACCACAGGAAAAAGGAAAUCACGUAUCCUCAUCUUUGUUAGAUGUUUGUCCAACAAACCUGUCAGUGAGACAGGAGAGAACAUGAAGAGGUUCCAGGUGUGGAGGAGAAACAGGAAGGUGCUGCUGCUGCUUCUACUUUAGCUUUCAUGUUUUAACGGUGUGCCUUAGAGCCAGCUGGUAGCUGCCAAAAAGCCAUUUUAUGGCUUUCUGCUUUAAAACUGUGCUGCUUUAUUACGCAUGUCUUUGUUUUUUUUUUUUUUUUUUGUGCUUUGUUUUGCGAUCACAAAGAGAUCAAAACAAAGUGAGAACUACUAUUAGGAACGCGAGAUACUGGGGCAUUUCUUUGUCUAUGCAACAACAUUUCUGUUGGGUAUUAUCAUGUCUUUGCACAAAGAUAUGAAGGAAUAUUUUGCAGUCAGUGCAGCCUUGUGCCAUUUAUGAAGUUCUCUGGUUUCUGUUCAGUCUUUGUCCAACAAAGCUCAGUUUGUACGUGACGUACAAACGUGACGUUUUGUAAGUGACGUCUCACCGCUUACUUCUUAAGAAAACUUAAAGCAAUAGACCGAAAUGAGCGCUCAGUUCAGCUCAUGAUUGAGCAAUCACAGCUGAGUGUGUUUCAGACUCAGAACAGACCGUGAUGAUGCCACCCACUGAAAACUGAUGACUCAGCAUAUUCUUCCUGAGGAGAGGUUUCUCCGUGGAAGUAGUGGGAUUUUCCAGAGUUAACUUUAAUAGGACAGAUUUCUUCAGCUCACUGCCUGACCUCUGAGGUUACAUUCAUUAACCUGCAGGAAAUGAAAAGUGUCGAUCUAAAUGAAUGAUUAUGAUUCUGUUUGAAAAGGUUUACAGUUAUGUUCUUUAAUGUUUUUAGAAAUAAAUUUGUUUUUUUGUUUUUUUUAAAGAAAAAGUUCUAGAAAGAAGUAUCUCAUCUGUGUCGUCACGCAUUCAUAUAUUUGUACGUCAAGUGCCUUAUUUGUAAUGAACGAGGAAUUCUCCUGUCUUCAUGUUCUCUCCUUCAUAUCUAAGCCCCAAACACAUCCUCCUCCCACUACUGCAUCCACCAUUUCUCUUCAUUAAACA
Xiphophorus couchianus (Monterrey platyfish) is the source of this 2669-nucleotide messenger RNA. RefSeq names its product ceramide synthase 2b (gene cers2b). Gene Ontology annotation, cellular component: membrane. Gene Ontology annotation, biological process: ceramide biosynthetic process. Lineage: Eukaryota; Metazoa; Chordata; Actinopteri; Cyprinodontiformes; Poeciliidae. The record is from RefSeq and is a predicted model, not a curated record. The transcript is spliced from 12 exons. Gene Ontology annotation, molecular function: sphingosine N-acyltransferase activity; DNA binding. Bases 247 to 1401 code for a protein of 384 amino acids.